Molecule: messenger RNA, 1851 nt
Organism: Ascochyta rabiei
Lineage: Eukaryota; Fungi; Ascomycota; Dothideomycetes; Pleosporales; Didymellaceae
Exons: 2
Coding region: 1-1851 (616 amino acids)
Molecular function (GO): protein binding
Source: RefSeq, a predicted model, not a curated record
AUGUGCAUAUGCGCACUUCACUACCUGAAUGGCAGCACCUCGUUGACAGGCCUCAACGCCCCGGCACCUUGUGCCCGCUGUACAUGCACAUGCACACAUCUUCCACGUCGGAUGUUUUUUUUUUUUUGCCCCGUCAUGUGCAUGCAGCCAGCCCUCGCAACUACCGGCGCUAGUCGCCACGAGGAUGCCCUAAAGGCUCCGUCGUGCCUCGAUCAAGGGACAUCCUCGAGAGCCGCCCGUUCUGGACAACCGUCCCACUUUCUUCCAACCCCUCGACGAACGUCACCAAGCGUGCCAGAUCGGCAAACUGGCUCCUGCUCGCCCUUUGCUACCCCGGAUAAGGCUGCUGACGUGCCCGAAAUGGCGAGCACGGGUCUAGCGGAAGCGUUCGCGCGACUGUCAACGUCUGACUCGAGGCAACACGCCCUGGAAACUCUGUUCACGGAGCUGACACCACACGAGUGGAGGUUCGUAAAGUCCCUUGCCAGCAAACAGACUUUCCAAUCCGACAUCAUCGGUCAACUGCCCGUGGAGCUAGUCACUCAUGUAUUCUCGUAUCUUGACACAACCACACCCUGGCGAUUGCAGCUCGUAUCUAGAUCAUGGGCCGAGAGACUGCGAAGUUUGGUCGUGUUGAAGAACAACCUGGACAGCUGGUAUGGUGGCACAGUGGAUCUUCAACGCGCCAAUCUCAACUUCUGCCGCUGUAAAGCUCGAAGUGUUCGCGCCUUUCGCAACGGGCCUCGAUCAGCCCAGCCAGACAGUAGCUUUACAAUCUCAGCAAAGCUUGGACUGACCCAACUACUUGUGCAUGAUAAUCUCAUAUGGCUCGACGAAAACCAUCAUCAGGUGCGAUUACUGAACAUGAGGUCAUGGACCUCGCAAACUCUCAACGGCGUCGCCCGCGAGCGCAUCCGGAAUGUGUUCGCGUCCGGCGAAAUUGUAGUCUUCACCACACUCACCACGGCAUACGUCGCGGAACUGAACAGCACAGGCCCAUUGAGAAGGUUUCGGGUUUCAAAUUCGAAGCUGCUGUCAGUCGUUACGUGUCGAGAGCGCACAGUAGCUUGCGCAGCAUACCUUCAGGCCGGCUUACUUGUCUACAUCUGGAACUUUGAUACUCAGCAGGGCAGGUCGAUCAGUCUCAGCUACGAUGAUUCCCUCUUCUUGGGUUGUCAGCUAAACCUCGCAGCAGAUCAGCCCGAGGUAGGCCUACUGCUUCAAACGGCUAGUGAGACGAUUGUUUUGUGCCUGCUUGACCCUGCUAUUUCUCAGAAUGCCCCCAGAUGUCCGAAGAUACUGUACUAUCGGCUCACUUACGCAGGCGAGUGUCUCCUCGCUUCCGAACACGUACUCGAAGGCUACGACCACGACCAACUCACACACAGCGACCGAAGAGGUUUGCGUUUCGUACCGGCGAGCCAUGAUGGUUUGUUCAUGUUGCAAGGCAAGAGUAUCCACCCACUCCAGUUCGACGAAAGCCUCAGUUCUUUCACAAUCCCAUAUCACCACGGGCUAAAUGCGACCAGCCUCCCUAUUGUUUGGUGGAAGGAUACUUUCAUCGAGGCUGGCACCAAGGAUCACAUCUUCGUUCACAGGGGUACUGCCUGUGAUCCUCGUUGCGAUCCACUUAUAAAGCAUGACUAUUCGGAGCCCAUGCAAAUAGAGCCUAGAGACUGCGAAGACCUACUCAUCAACGACAUGUACAUGGUACGGCCGUAUAAAGCUGCUUUUCGUGUCUGUUGCUACGAUCAUACAGUGCAGCUGCCAGAAAGGGAGGGUGCAUUGGAAGGUGUAGGAUCCUGGGAGGUAAUCCACACAAGCUCUACGGGCGUGAGCCAAGGUCGAUAG